Messenger RNA from Mus musculus (house mouse), 3284 nucleotides. RefSeq names its product apolipoprotein L domain containing 1 (gene Apold1). The coding region runs from base 33 to 773 and encodes 246 amino acids. Lineage: Eukaryota; Metazoa; Chordata; Mammalia; Rodentia; Muridae. The record is from RefSeq and is marked provisional. The transcript is spliced from 2 exons. Gene Ontology annotation, cellular component: Weibel-Palade body; plasma membrane; extracellular region. Gene Ontology annotation, molecular function: lipid binding. Gene Ontology annotation, biological process: lipid transport; lipoprotein metabolic process; regulation of membrane permeability.
ACUUUUCUUCCUGGAGGCCAGAGUGAAGGGGCAUGGAGAAGCGGGCGGCCUGGGAGCCGCAGGGCGCCGAUGCGCUGCGGCGCUUCCAAGGAUUGCUGCUGGACCGCCGUGGCCGGCUGCACAGCCAAGUGCUGCGCCUGCGCGAAGUGGCCCGGAGGCUGGAGCGGCUACGCAGGCGCUCCCUGGCGGCCAACGUGGCGGGCAGCUCUCUGAGCGCCGCUGGUGCCCUGGCAGCCAUCGUGGGGUUGUCACUCAGCCCGGUCACCCUGGGAGCCUCGCUCGUGGCGUCGGCCGUGGGCUUAGGGGUGGCCACCGCCGGAGGGGCAGUCACCAUCACGUCCGACCUCUCUCUGAUCUUCUGCAAUUCCCGGGAGGUGCGGAGGGUGCAGGAGAUCGCCGCCACCUGCCAGGACCAGAUGCGCGAGCUUCUGAGCUGCCUGGAGUUCUUCUGUCAGUGGCAGGGACGCAGGGACCGCCAGCUGCUGCAGAGCGGGAGGGACGCCUCCAUGGCCCUUUACAACUCUGUCUACUUCAUCGUCUUCUUCGGCUCACGUGGCUUCCUCAUCCCCAGACGUGCCGAGGGGGCCACCAAAGUGAGCCAGGCCGUCCUGAAGGCCAAGAUUCAGAAACUGUCAGAGAGCCUGGAGUCGUGCACUGGCGCCCUGGAUGAACUUAGUGAGCAGCUGGAGUCCCGGGUCCAGCUCUGCACCAAGGCCGGCCGUGGCCACAACCUCAGGAUCUCCACUGAUCUGGACGCAGCGUUGUUUUUCUAAGAGCAUCCUCUACCUAUAUGGAAUGUUCUAGAGUCGUAGCAUCCACAGGGAAGUGCUACAUGGGUGGAGUGCAAAGGAUGAUAGGAACUCUUCUUGCAGGGCUUCCGUCAGUCCUUAGCUCCUUGUGUGUGUGAAGGACUUUUCGCUUGUGUAAUCCCAACUGAGUAUGUGAUCCUUUUUGUCUUUGUAGGGAUUGUAGACCCAACCUGGGCCGCGGAGCUGACUUGCUCUGCUCUUCCCACCCCAGUUUAUCCACUCAUAGACCAAAUCUGACUAUUGCAUACUUUCCCAGCAUGGCUUCAAAUUCACACCUCUAGGUACCCUGAGAGGGAAAGCCACCCGAAGAGUCACUUUAAUCCCAACAUACUCACCCGCCUUCACUUCUGUAAAGAAGCUGGGGGAGGGGUGAGAUGCAGUCCCUGACAAUUUUAAAUAACUGACCACAAAGAGGAGAGCAACGGCCUUUGAGUUAAACAGUCUUGGACUGAUCACAGGCUCUGUCCCCCACCGGUCGUGUGACUUAGCCACCUUCUCUUGCUGAGACUUGGCUUGUUCAGUGACACAGAUGGUGGUAAGAACACACCCUGUUGUGAAGCCCUGAGAUAAGAAAGGACCUUCAGAGUCACUCUCAGAAAGUCCAGGAAAGACUGGCCCAGCAGCCCAAGAAAGACUAUGCUGUGUGCUUGUAAAGCCAGUUACUCUGUCCCCUGUAAACUAGAAGACAGAGCAGCACAGACCCUUUAGAGGGCAGUGUUGCCCAUUCCAUGUAGAGACUGGUACAGAGGUAAUGUGAAGUUACCAGCAAAAACAAACAAAAUCAAAAACAAAAAAUAAAAACAAAACAAACAAACAAAAAAAACCCCAAACCUCUUUAUCCUCUGAAAACUCCAGACACCAUAUCUUUAUUUAUUUAAAAUUAGUUAUUUAAUUUCUGUGUAUUAUUUACAUUUGAUUUUAUUUAACUAUAGCAUUUAGAAAAUAAUAAGAAUAUUAAGGGUCUGAAUAGGAAGGGAGUCUGUUAAGGCUCUUUCCAGGAGGUCAGGUUUGGAUUUCUAGAGUCUUUUUCCCUCAGAGAGGACUCUCUAGUGUUUGGCACGAUCCCUGUAAGUAAGAUGGGGGAGUCCUGAGGAGAGAGAGAGAGACUAAACUGAUUUUUAAACUGGUAAAUGGAGUCUUGAAUUGUGGAAUAUAUGAAUGAUUAAGCCUGUGUGUCCUGAAGGUACUUUGCCAGAAAGCACUUGACUUGAAAAAGAAAACCUAUUUAAUUCAGGAGUGGAGGAAUAGAGACUCAUGAAGGAAACAUUUAGACCUUGGAAACCUGUCCUAUGAAAUUCUGUUUUUAUAAAAUUGUGUUAUGAUAGAGAUCUGUCACAUUUUGACUUUGGGGCUGUAAGAAACCUGCUAUCUAUGCUUAAGAAAGUACUUCUAAUUUAUUCAAUAUCUUCCUAAAUUAUCCUUUAGAAAGAGUUGCAAAGUCUUUGGGACCAUACCCAGGAAACCUUGGCUGUAUAUUUAAAUUAUUUAAUGCUAUACAUUUGCGCAGCCCCUAUGAUUCCCAGUGAUGGCCACGUGUCUGAGGAAAUGUUUUGGCAUGAGGGGGAGGGGUGCUCUUUCUAUAUUUAUUUUUGUUUCCUAUAAACUGUAGUUGGCGUAUAUCCUGAUUUAAUUUGACAUUGAUGUGGCUUUUUUUUUUUUUUUUGACACUGUGUCUUUCUCUAGGCAGCCCUGGAUGUCCCAGAACUCACUCUGUAGAUCAGGCUGACCUCAAACUCACAGAGUUUGCUUCUGCCUCCUGAGUGCUGGGAUUAAAGGAAUACACAGCAUGCCCAGCUUGGGUUUUUUUUUUGUUUUUGUUUUUGUUUUUGUUUUGUUUUGUUUUUAACUGCUGUCACUUUUAGACUGCCUGUGUGGGCACUGGAGUAUACCUCAGGCUCUCCUUCCAUCAUCCGGCUGAAGCCAUUCCCUGACGCCGUCAUGCAUUGGUGCUUUGUCUCGGGUUAUACUCCUCCAUUACCGACCUGUUCCAUAUAACCCAAAAUGGGAAUGUUUUGAGUAUAUAGCAAAGUACUAAGCUUCUGAAGGUUUUAUCAGUGGUCUGCUGUGUGCGCAUCUGAGAGUGUCUACUUUCCAUCCACAGAUGGCAGAAGGGUCUAGAGGUUGAGUUCCAGGGCACCCGAGCUACACAAUGAGACCUCAUCUCAAAAAUACAAUGAAACAACAAAAACUGAAAGCACAUUUGAAUAAUUCGCUGUUUGUCUGUAUUAUGAGGGAUUAGCUUGGUCAUUCUCUUUCUUAUGUGUAGGCAUGUUGUGAAAAUUGGAGGAUUUGCCAGGGGUUAGCAAAGUUCAGUACAAUUGAUCCUAGAGACAAAUUGUUUAUUUCUUUCAUGGGACAGUGGAGUGGGUUUUCCCUUUCGACCGUCAUUCUAUAAGCAAGCAGGUCGAAAGGGUUUGUGGCGCAAAUGAAAAGAGAGAAAUAAAUGUUAGGGUUUGGAAAAUACAUGUUUGUUCU